Messenger RNA from Paramecium octaurelia, 3075 nucleotides. The record is from the annotation of a GenBank genome assembly. Lineage: Eukaryota; Ciliophora; Oligohymenophorea; Peniculida; Parameciidae.
AUGAUUAAUCUCUUCUAAAUGUGGCAGCACCAAAGCCCAUUUUUUUAGGAAUUAUCUAUUUAUGAUGAUGGAAGAAGAGUAAUUUUAAUUUUUAGAAAGUAGAUGUUAGAAAAGUCCCUUAAAGAAAAAGGAGGGACGGAGUACUACUUGAUAUCUAAGAAAUUCAUAAAAUAAUGGAAAUAUUAUGUAGAUUAUGAUGAAGAAAUGGAAGAAAUAGAAUUAGACACUCGAUAGAAAGUUUUGAAUUUAAAUAUGAAUAGCCUGAUAAAAUUAAUUCUGAUUUAAUAAACAAUGAGAAAUUGUUUAGGUACUUCCCUGAGAAUCAUGUUUAUAAUUCUAGCAUUCGAUAUUUGGAAAAUGAAUGGGAUUACGAAAUUGUAAUUUAUGUAAUAGAAAUUCUAGGUUUUGAAAGAAGUGUAUGAAUAUUUUAAUGAAAUUUAUUAAUCGAUUGAACCACAAAUCAGAGUGGGAUUUUAUAAUGAAAGUCUUAAACGAAAGCAGAUAUUCCCUAACUUAGCAAGAGUAUUAAUAAAAUAUAUUUAAGUUUACUCUGAUAUAUUAGUCUCCUAUCGACAAUAAAUUAUAUACAGCAAAGGCUUAAGUAGAUUAUAAUUCAGAGAUCAAGGCUUGGACAAAUUUAUUGAGAGAUACAUUUUAGGAGUAUUUCAAAACAAGAAAGAUAAAUAAUGUUCGAGUGUGGUGUCCAAGACAUAAGACAUUUAAAGCAGACUUGUUAAUUUAAUAGAUUUAGAAAACUAAACAAGUAGAUGGAGAUAUCUUGAAUGACAAUAUGAUAAUAUUUCAAUUGUAACAUUAAAGGGAUAAUUGUAUAAUCAUAGAUCUUGAAUUGAAUGAUUGGUAAUUCAAAAAAUUCGAAUAAACAAUUGAGUAUGAUAAUGCACUUUUGUUGGAAAAAGCUUUGAAAGGGUGUGCUAAAAUAGUGUGUGAAUUUCCCUAAUGCAAAUUGAAUAAUGGAUAUUUAGAUUUAGGAUUUGCAGAAGAAGACAUUUAAGGAAUUUGUUAAGUUUUAAUUGAAAAUGAGGAAGUAAAAUGGGAAUUAAUGUGUUCAAAUUAAAAAAACUACAUUGACAACUUACUUCCAUUUUCGCUGCAAAUAAAAGCAGAUCCUAUCUAAUACUUAUUGAAGAUUUCGUAAUCUUUAGAGUUAUUUGGGUUAUCCUUUGUAGAGAAUUACAAUAAGAAUUAAGGCAAAUAUCAGAUUAAUCUGGAGAACCCAGAAAUAAAUUCUUAAUUAAUUUCCCAUGUAGCUUAAAGUUUAAAUUAGUAGAAAGAUAAUUUGAUGCAAAUAAUUAAAAAUUUAUUUUAAAGAAAAGUGGAAGACAUUGAACCACUUACAAAUUUAUAUUAACUGAGAGCUCUUUAUUUGAUCCUCUCAUUUAGAAAAUGUCUUUCGAUGAUUUUGGACGAAAAACCUUUAAUAUUAUUAACAGUUAUAAGAAGAUUGAGUCAAUAGUAAGCAAAUUAAUUAUCUAAAUGGCUUACUAAACUUGAUAAAUCUGAACUUCUGCACUUUUAAUCGAUUACAAAAAAAAUAAUUGAACAAUAAAUUAAUAUUUAAAAAAAUGCACCCAUUAGGCCCCUUUUAGAUAUUGAUGAUAUCUAAAGGUUAAAAGGACUCUUUGAUUUAUACAGCGUCAUUUACAACUCGAAUCUACAAAACCCUAGAAUCCAAGCUGCUGAAUUUAUUAUCAAUUCCAUACAACAGUUUUAUAAAGUUGAUGCAGAUAGAUAGGAAUUCACAUAAUUCUAAAUGUUCAAUGCAAAGGUUUGGAGAGGUUACUCAUUUACUUUCUGCCAAUAUCCUUGGGCUAUGCCAAUCGAAUUUAAAUCUAGACUUCUCUAUAUUGAAUGUAAGGUUAAGUAGUAUGAUUCCAGAAGGAGAGCAUACGGUCUUUUACCUUAAUUUGUAUCCUUAACAAUAGAAAGAGACAAUAUCAUCGAGUCCGCUAUCAAAUAGUUAUAAUAAACUUAGGUUUCACUUAAGAACCCUCUAAAGAUUCAGUUUGUAAAUGAACAAGGAGUUGAUGAGGGAGGACCAAAAAGAGAGUUUUUCAGAUUGAUUAUGGAAAAGUUGGUCACACCAGAUUAUGGUAUGUUCAUUCCAAAAAACAAUGACACAGUAUUUUGGUUCAAUCCUCAAUCUUUUGAAAUGCCAAUCUAUUAUUCUUUGAUUGGGAAGCUCUUAGGGUUAUCUCUUUAUAACUCAGUCUUGUUGGAUGUUCGAUUUCCAACAGUUUUAUUUAAGAAAUUACAAAGAGAAUAGUUAAAAGAAGAAGAUCUAAAGGAAUUAGACAUGGAGACCUAUACUGGUUUCCAAUUUCUAAGAGAAUAGACGGACCCAUAGAUAGUCGAAAGUCUAGGUCUUACCUUUAAUGGCACAUACAAGGUUUGGGGAGAAAACUAUUUUGAGGAUCUGAAGGUAUUAUCAUCAAUUAUAUAAUUUAGCCCAAUGGAUUCUAAAUUAAUGUUACUAUUGAGAAUAGAGAAGAAUAUAUAUAAUUGUAUAUAGAUUGGUAUUUGAACAAAUUAGUUUAGAAAUAAUUUGACCUGUUGAAAGAUGGGUUUAAAACAGUUGUUGAUGGGGAUGGUAUAAAAGUAUGUAUUAGUUUAUUAACUAACAUUAGUUGUUUUCAGGCGAGGAAUUGCAGUAAUUGAUUAUAGGUUUGCCAACCUUCGAUAUGAGAGAUUUGGAGGCAUCAACCAAAUAUGAUGGAUAUGAAAGUGAUUCAGAAUAUAUUAGGUAUUUUAAACAUCAAUAUCAAGAUAUUUUUGGAAUUGCAUCCAUUAAUUGAAUGUUGAAAUGCAGAAAAGAUUUUUAUUCUUUUGCACAGGUUCAGAUAGGAUCCCUGUUGGAGGACUCAAAUCUAUCAAGUUUGUUAUUUAAAAACAUGGACAAGGUAUUUCUGUAUCACAAUAUAAUUAGAUACUGAAUAAUUACCAUCAGCUCAUACUUGUUUUAAUGUACUAUUGUUACCAUAUUACAAAAAUAAGGAAACUUUAAAAGAAAAGUUGAAAAUCUCUCUAGAUAAUGCGGAAGGAUUCGGUUUGAUGUGA